Onychostoma macrolepis is the source of this 1523-nucleotide messenger RNA. RefSeq lists its product as uncharacterized. Bases 147 to 635 code for a protein of 162 amino acids. The transcript is spliced from 4 exons. The record is from RefSeq and is a predicted model, not a curated record. NCBI's taxonomy places the organism in Eukaryota, Metazoa, Chordata, Actinopteri, Cypriniformes, Cyprinidae.
CCAUUUAAAGCCUGAGUAACCGUUGCUGAGCUCUUCCUCUUCCGGUGAUAAUAGUUACAUUUACAAAGUUUAACUUCAGUUAAGUUUCACAAUACUGAAACAAAACUUUUUUUGAAUAACCUAAAAGUGUGGUGCCGCUGUUAAUUAUGGCAGCUUUCCGUAAAUUACUCUACGUACCGCGUUUCGACACUCAGUCGCCUCAAACCGACAAGGAAUCGGGAUAUAACGGAGAAAACAACAAACACCAUAAACUGAACGGGUUGACUCAAGAGGCGACUCCCUUGCUCUUCCCAGACGUUACAAGUCCCGAAAUAACACCAUGUUUUUCAAGAAAGGUGAAAACAAACCAACUUUUGAGGUUGUACGCCAAUAUGAGAUCAACGGUUAAUCUGAGGGCAUCUAAAGGCGGGAAAUCACGGCGCGCCAAACGCGUCACUUACAAAGGUGUAGAAGAACAGCCGAAGAGGGCCUCAUCUGAUACUUUUGGAUUCCCACCAAGAGAUGUUGAAGCAGAUGAAAUGUACCGAUCCCGAACAAAACAGUAUGUAUUGAGGACAAUCAAGAGAAUGGUGGAGGAGAACAGGGUCAUCAGAGAGCGGUUACUCACCUUGAGGCAGCAGAGCCGAAGCAAAUGAGUUUCAGGUGGUACCACAUACAGCAAAUUUUCAAGAGGAAAGGAAUGUUCACAUGCCACAAUGUUGUGUUUAUUAUAUGCCUCCAUAUAUGUUGUUAUUAUUAGAAUCUAAAUUCUUAGGACUUAAAAAAAUGACAAAUAUAUGGAGGACACGAGCAUGAGUUACAGAUGACCACAAGAUGGUGAUAUUUCCAAAAUUAAGAGCAACUACAUAAAGUGUAGCAGGGCUCUUACGUCCACUCUCUCCUUUUAAAUUAUACUGUAUGUAGUUGCUGUGUUUGUUAUUAGUUUUUUUGAUAUUUAUAAGGAGAAUGACCUUCUAAUGUGUUCAUUCAAGACUUCUUUCAUCACUAAAACUCUUUCUCUUCGCACUGUUUUGUUCCAUUUAAGCUUUCUAGUGACAGCUUGUAUUUUGUUAGUCAGGUUGUUAUUAACCAAAAAAAAGAAAAGAAAAAAGAAACACUGAAUGGCCAUCACUGAUUACAUUUAUUUAUUUAUUUAUUUCUAGAGGUUUUUAAAAAACAACAAAAGGUGUUUGAGAAAGGUUUGUUAUUGUAUGUCAAGCUGUUUGUGACAAAAAUAUUUAUUAAAUCAUUGAAUGACCAUCGCUGAUUACAUUUAUCUUAUUUCUAUUCCAUUCGAUUUUUACUGAUACUAGAUGUUUCAAAAAGCAACAAAAGGAGACUUAGAAUUCAUUGAAGACGGUUGUCAGUAAAUGUUUUGCCCACAACAAAAUUGCAUUACAUUCCCAGUGUCGAAGGAGCUCAAAAUCUUGCUUAUGCAGGUUGUGGUUUUGUGGCAGAAAUCAUCAAAUAGAAAAGCUAUUGUUGAGAACAUGACCUCAGACAUUUAAAUUGAGAUCGAUUAAUCAUGUUGUCAAGUCUGUAUA